GCAUGAAUUACUAUCAUCUAAUUCUAAUUCCAAUUCACAGCCACUUGCUGAUCAGAAUACUGUUCUAAAUCACAUGCAACUAUGCCGUACAUUGGAUUGGUUCACACCAGGAUGAAGGAGAAGCUCCCAAAAAAUCAUUCCAGUGGUUGCCUAUGUAAUUUAACCAGAGCAAUCAGUCAAUACAGGAAAAAGGAAAAUGGAGUGAUUGCAAUGGUUGGUGAGUGAUCUGCCAAUUGUUUCUCCAUUCAGUCUCCACGUGUACAUACAAAGUAUAAAGGAUAGGCAAUUGGGCAUAUAUCCCAAGUUUUGAAUCAUAUGCAAAGCUCAACCUGUCAAUCAUCUCUCUUAUGAAUGAAAACCUUUUUACAGCUGUGGCCACUUAGCAUUUAUGGUCCAAAGGGAAACGGAAAACAGAAACAGAGAACAAAAAGGCUCCCAACUUGUGAAUGGGGGCGUUCACGAGACCUCCCUGAAGUCUCUGCUUUGAAUUCAUCAUACGGCCUGAUCUCUUGGAAAUGAGCCGUGAAAGUCUCUUCCCUCUCUGCAUCUUCAUGAAUUUCGUUUGCAUGAUCGAAUCCCCAUAACAUGAAAUUUAUUUUUCUAUUAAAUGUCUCUAUGAACUAUGAUGGCAUCUCCUUUUCUUUUCCAAAGUAAGCAUCUUUUCAAAUGGAAACUGCUCUGUUGAUUAACUCGCUCUGUUUUCUUUUUUUUUUUCCCUCUCAAGAAUUCGGUAUGGUUUCCUUUCGUCCUUGUUUCGAUCGAUUCAUGAAAACCCAUCUUUCCUUUCAAUUUUUCUGCGGAAUCCAUGUUUUUGAAUCAGUUCAUGCACUUUCUAAAAUCAAUUCACACAUUCAGAAGGAAAACUCCUUUUGAUUGUUUGUUUUGACACGCACAAUAUCCUGCACAGCGACAAACACCCUCCCUACUAUAGCAAGUGCUAGAGAAAGAAGAGCCGCUUCAAAUGGCGGGUUCAUGUUUCCAUGCGUUUCGCCUUCGUAGAUCGAAUAGCAAACCGUUAACAAUUCCUUCCUCAUCGAAAACCCAGUUGAACUCUGACAUGGAGAACAUGGAGAAGAAGAGAUUUGACAGCUUGGAAUCAUGGUCAAUGAUAUUGGAGUCUGAGAAUAUGGAGGCCUGGGAGGCAUCAAAGGAGGAUCAAGACGAAUGGACUGCUGACCUUUCGCAGCUGUUUAUAGGUAACAAGUUUGCCUCUGGGGCACACAGUAGGAUUUAUCGUGGAAUAUAUAAGCAGAGAGCGGUUGCUGUGAAAAUGGUGAGAAUUCCAAAACAAAACGAGGAGACUCGAGCUUUGCUUGAGCAGCAAUUUAAAUCAGAAGUUGCUUUGCUUUCGCGUCUCUUUCAUCCCAACAUAGUGCAGUUCAUUGCAGCUUGUAAAAGGCCACCGGUGUACUGUAUCAUCACAGAAUACAUGUCACAAGGAACACUGAGGAUGUAUCUCAACAAGAAAGAGCCCUACUCUCUUUCGACAGAAACAAUACUGAGGUUAGCUCUCGAUAUAUCACGAGGAAUGGAGUAUCUUCAUUCACAAGGAGUGAUCCACAGAGAUCUCAAAUCAAAUAAUUUGCUUUUAAAUGAUGAAAUGCGGGUUAAGGUAGCAGAUUUUGGUACAUCUUGUCUAGAAACACAGUGCCGAGAAACCAAAGGAAACAAGGGAACUUACCGCUGGAUGGCGCCUGAGAUGAUCAAGGAAAAACCAUAUACUCGAAAAGUUGAUGUUUAUAGCUUUGGGAUUGUGUUAUGGGAGCUCACUACAGCUUUGCUUCCCUUUCAAGGAAUCACCCCUGUACAGGCUGCAUUUGCUGUGGCUGAGAAGAAUGAGCGGCCUCCAUUGCCAGCAAGUUGUCAGCCCGCACUUGCACACUUGAUAAAGCGUUGCUGGGCAGCAAACCCAUCUAAACGACCAGACUUCAGUUACAUAGUUUCUGCUUUGGAGAAGUAUGAUGAAUGUGUCAAAGAGGGCCUUCCUCUUACUUCACACCCAGGGCUUGUCAGCAGAAAUGUCAUCCUUGAACGGUUGAAAGGUUGUGUAUCCAUGAGCUCAUCUAUACCUGUACAUGCAUAGCUUCAUUGGAAGGUAUUGCUAUCUCUUGUAAGUCCAUAAGGUGAUUAACUUGUAUAUGAUGUUCUCUCAAUUUUCUUAGGUCAUGAUCUGCUAGUGGCAUGUCAAUAAGGUCAACAGGGUGCCGUUGGGUAGAACCCCACAUUGGAUUAGGCAAAUACAGCAAUUGUUAAGUUCGAUUUUUUUUGUAAGAAAUAGAAUGAAUGUGAAAAUCACAGGGAAAAGAAUGAAUAGGAUGCUGCAGUGAUAUUGAUAUUAAAUAUGAUAAGUGUCUUUGAACUCCUAAGUAGGAGGGAGCUUCAGAGUGGUUUAUCCAAGUUGUGCUGGUCGGUAUGCUAUAGGCCAUCCUCCUUGCAAUAGCUAGAAAAAACACCAAGUUAGAUUCUUCAAACCAAACCAGCUAUGGCGAUGUAUAAAAUGAAGGAUGUUGUUUCUAAUAUUUUACUAAUUAAGUUCAUACGUAAUUAUUCCUUUUC
This is a messenger RNA of Hevea brasiliensis (rubber tree), 2556 nucleotides long. Its product is annotated as serine/threonine/tyrosine-protein kinase HT1. The transcript is spliced from 3 exons. The record is from RefSeq and is a predicted model, not a curated record. Gene Ontology annotation, molecular function: protein kinase activity; ATP binding. Bases 962 to 2083 code for a protein of 373 amino acids. Gene Ontology annotation, biological process: protein phosphorylation. NCBI's taxonomy places the organism in Eukaryota, Viridiplantae, Streptophyta, Magnoliopsida, Malpighiales, Euphorbiaceae.